CUUUACAGUUUGCCUUUAAACUUUCCCAAGCACAUUUGAGAACCUCUUCAUCUCUUUUUAUUAAUAAACAUGCACACGUUAGUAUUCCCUCAACCGGUUUCGGUCCCUUUGAUCCUCCCACGACGAUUUUCUCUUCCUAAUCACUGCCGCAGUCAAAAGGAUGGCUCUUGCCACUCGUACUGGCCAGCAGAAGAAAGGACGUGGACGCAAAAAUAUAUCUAUCUUGGUGGGGAUGGGAAUAUUAAAAACCAUAAUAAUGAUAGUUACUUUUAUUACACAACCAGCAAUAACAGUAACCCCUCCCCAGCAUCGCAAUAUCCAGGUAUGGUAUCUGGAUCACCAUCACCCUCGUCAACGCCACCAUUAUCACCAUCAUCCUUUGGACCUUCACCAUCACAGACUAGUCACCGUAAUCGCUAUCGUCGCCACUCACUUGGCUCGAGCUCCUCUUGGAUGAUUGCCCCACCCCGGCAUGCAUUACAUAUGCCGGUGAUGAAAAUCAAGCCCGAGAUCUUACGGAAUGAAAGGCAUCAACGUGAGAUCCGCCGACUUUUGCGUGAUGGGCGCGAGGAAGCGGUGAUGCGGAGGCGAAAUAUCCAAAAUUUCAUGGAUACUAGUGAGGACGAGGAUGAAGACACCAUGGAGAUGUCGGGCAUCAUGCCGACGAUAGACUUUGGUGGCUUCAGAGCAAAAGAAAGGCGUGAGAAG
Lobosporangium transversale is the source of this 708-nucleotide messenger RNA. RefSeq lists its product as hypothetical. The transcript has a single exon. The record is from RefSeq and is a predicted model, not a curated record. Bases 161 to 457 code for a protein of 98 amino acids. Lineage: Eukaryota; Fungi; Mortierellomycota; Mortierellomycetes; Mortierellales; Mortierellaceae.